AUUUUGUUAAAGUUAUUUUGUCUUUGUUAGCUUGAGAUUUGUCAAGGUUUUGUCCUGCGUCUGUGUUUGCGUGAGUCUUAGACGUCAGAUUCUGUUGCAAAUCUUCCUGAGCCGUUUGUUCGGCUGCAGAGUCUGUCCUUGUAUCUCGCUGGGAUUUAUCCCCCCUCCUCUCCUGCUCCGCUCCUUUCCUUUUCUCGUUUUUUGUAAUUUAUGCUCACAGAGGGGAGGGGAUUUCCUCCAUAUACUUGGCUUUAUGUUACCGGCAGAUCAAUAAACAUGUUCCCUUGCUGUCCUCUCGAUCUCCAUCUCUUUCUAUCUCUCCUUCUCCCGUCCACAUCUGCUCAGUGGUCAAUCCAUUUAAUGCAGUCCCCGCUGCUGCGCUGCUCUCGCUCGCCUCGUAUCAGCCGCCUCCCCUGCCCCGACUCUCUUCCCGCCCUCUCCCGCUGCACAGGUGAUGUCAUUCUUUUUCAGCUGGAUUCCCCUCCCUUCCCCUGCCUCUCCAGCUCCCACUCUCUCCUCCGCUUCCCAUUAGCGGCAGACUCUUCUCCGUGCAGCAUCCGUCCGCGGCGGCUUCUCUCUCCAAGGCUGGGGAGGGGGAGGAGGAACACCGGCGUGAGGAGCGAGCGUUAGCCACUGGAUGGUUGGAGCUGGGGAUUCGCCGGAGCGGGAUCGCUGGGAUCGCUGGGAUCGCUGGGAUCUGGCAUGGAGCUGCACGCCGCCGCUCACGUUUCCAUCGCUGGAGCUUUAUAGUUGCAAAGAGACGGAGAAAGGAGUUUGUCAGAUGCAGAUGGUUCACGCCUUGUGGACUUGAACCCUGAGAUGAAGUUUUUUCCAGCUUCUUACUGGAUCUUUAGCAGGACAAAACUGACUUAACAGCCUUUUGACAAAAGUUUGCCAGGUUUAACAAAUCUUUGUUUUCUUACUAAAACUUUCUUGCUUAAGUCGAAGCUUGCAAACUUUGGUUCUGCCUUGACUUGAACUACCUAAUUAAUACAAACGUCUUUUUCUUGAACGCAUCUGGACGGUUCUGUUGCAGCAGAGAGAGAGAAAGAGUGGCGUCAGCCGUCCCCCUCUUAUUUAUUUCUUUCCUCCUCCUUUCGGCGAAUAAGGGGAAACUUCCCCCUCUCCGGCUCCCUCCCGCGUGGAAAUGGCUUUCCUGGUCCGUUGCUAUGCCAACUGCCUGCAGCCGUGGUCCUCCAAACUUCCUGCUGAUCUCAAUAAGAUGCACCUGACGGACCACGCCCACCAGCAGGUGAUGCACAUGGCGCCCAGCCAAUCAGGCUGCAGCAUAACCAGCGACUCAGGCAGCAGCAGCUUGUCGGACAUUUAUCAGGCCACAGAGAGCGACCUGGGAGACGUGGAUCUGUCUGGACUUCCAGAGGCUCCAGUGGACAGCGAGGAAGAGGAGGAGGAGGAUGAAGACCUGGAGAGAGCGUCGGACGGACUUCUGGGCCGGGACGUGGUCCGAGAGUGUCUGGAGAAAGACCCAGCCGACCGCAACGAUGACGACAUCGAACAACUGCUGGAGUUUUUGCACCAGCUGCCUGCGUUCGCCAACAUGACCAUGUCCGUACGGCGAGACCUGUGCAGCGUCAUGGUGUUUGAGGUGGUGGAGCAAUCUGGCACGGUCAUCCUGCACAACAAGCAAGAGCUCGACCACUGGUAUGUGAUCUUGAAUGGAGUCGUGGAGAUCAGCCAUGCAGAGAGCCGAACAGAGACUCUUUGUAUGGGGAACAGCUUUGGCAUCUCGCCCUCACUGGAUAAGCAGUACAUGAACGGAGAAGUUCGCACCAAAGGAGACGACUGCCAGUUCGUCUGCAUCGCCCAGGAGGAUUACUGGCGCAUCCUCAACCACGUGGAGAAAAACACGCACAAGGUGGAGGAGGAGGGGGAGAUCGUGAUGGUGAAGGAGCACCGCGAGCUGGACCGCAGCGGCACCAGGAAGGGACACAUUGUCAUCAAGGGAACUCCAGAGCGUCUGAUCAUGCACCUGGUGGAAGAGCCGUCGGUGGUGGACCCCACCUACAUCGAGGACUUCCUGCUGACCUACAGGACCUUCCUGUCCAGUCCCAUGGACGUCGGCAGGAAACUGCUGGACUGGUUCCAGGUGGACUGCUACCGGGACACGGUGACGAGAAUAGUGCUGCUUUGGGUCAAUAACCACUUCAACGACUUUGAGGGCGACUCGGCCAUGACGCGCUUCCUGGAGGAAUUUGAGAAACAUCUAGAAACAUCAAAAAUGAAGGGUCAUCUGAGGUUGCUGAACAUUGCAUGCGCAGCCAAGGCGAAGUGGAGACAGAUCACGCUGCAGAAGGCGUCCAGGGAGUCGCAGCUGCAUUUCAGCGUGCAGGGAGGCAGCGAGAGAGGAUUCGGCGUCUUUGUGGAGUCGGUGGAAGAAGGAAGCAAAGCGGCCGAGACCGGACUCAAGCGAGGGGAUCAGAUCAUGGAGGUUAAUGGUCAGAACUUUGAGAACAUCGCUUUGUCCAAAGCCGUGGACAUCCUGCGAAAUAACACACACCUUUCUCUCACCGUUAAAACCAACAUCUUUGUGUUCAAAGAGCUGCUGAGCAGGAUCAUGCACGAAAAGAAAAACGGUGGGCCUCACAUUCCUAAGAUCCAGGAGAAGAAAGGCAACCGUUUCUCCAUCGCCGACUUUUCCGGAGACAUCGAGUUUCCCACGGACAGCAAAAGCACCCGGAAGAUGAAAGCGAACACCGUGUCGGGGGGACGCAACAAGAUCAGGAAGAUGCUGGAGAAAACGCGCUUCAGUAUACUGCCGCCCAAACCAUUCAGGGGCCUGUUUGGUGACGGCGGCCUGGGUCAGAGUCAGGACGACAGCAUCGUGGGCACCAAACAGUGUCGUCACAGCGUCGCCAUCAUGCCCAUUCCUGGAAACUUGUCGUCAAGCAGCCCUGACCUGCUGCAGCCGGCGACCAGCGUGCUGGACUUCUCCAACCCGGCCGCUCUUGGAUUGUACUACAUCCCAGACCAGGUUAUCCGCGUGUUCAAGGCGGACCAGCAGAGCUGCUACAUCAUCAUCAGCAAGGACACAACAGCCAAGGACGUCGUCACCCACACUGUCAACGAGUUCGGCCUCCUGGCGGCGUCGGAGACCUACUCCCUGUGCGAGGUGUCCGUCAGCCCGGAGGGGGUCAUCAAGCAGCGCCGGCUUCCCGACCAGCUCUCCAAACUGGCCGAUCGCAUUCAGCUCAACGGCAGAUACUACCUGAAGAACAACAUGGAGACGGAGACGUUGUGUUCAGAUGACGAUGCUCAGGAUCUCCUCAGGGAGAGUCAGAUCUCCCUGCUGCAGCUCAGCACCAUGGAGGUCGCUGCCCAGCUGUCAAUGAGAGACUUUGAACUCUUCAGGAACAUCGAGUCCACAGAGUAUGUGGAGGACUUGUUCAAGCUGGACUCGUCUGCUGGGUGUACGAACCUGAAACAGUUUGAGGAGGUGAUAAACCAGGAGACCUUCUGGGUGGCUACUGAGAUCCUGAAAGAGCCAAACACCCUGAAGAGGAUGAAGACCAUCAAGCACUUCAUCAAGAUCGCUCUGCACUGCAGGGAGUGCAAGAACUUCAACUCUAUGUUCGCCAUCAUCAGCGGGCUGAACUUGGCGCCGGUGGCUCGACUGCGGAGCUCGUGGGAGAAAUUGCCCAGUAAGUAUGAGAAGCUCUUUGAGGACCUGCAGGACGUUUUUGACCCGUCCAGGAACAUGGCCAAGUACCGCAACGUGCUGAGCAGCCAAAGCAUGCAGCCGCCCAUCAUCCCACUGUUUCCUGUGGUCAAGAAGGACCUCACCUUCCUGCAUGAAGGCAACGACUCCAACGUUGACGGCCUUGUGAACUUUGAGAAGCUGAGGAUGAUCGCGAAGGAGAUCAGACAUGUGGUGCGGAUGACCUCGGCCAACAUGGACCCCGCCCUCAUGUUCAGACAGAGGAAGAAGAGGUGGAAGAGUUUAGGGUCUUUGAGUCAAGGCAGCACCAACUCCAACAUCCUGGACGUUCAGGGUGGAGCCCAUAAGAAGCGCGUGCGCCGCAGCUCCCUCCUGAACGCCAAAAAGCUUUACGAAGACGCUCAGAUGGCCCGCAAGGUGAAGCAGUACCUGUCGAACCUGACGGUGGAGACGGAUGAGGACAAACACCAAAUCAUGUCCCUGCAGUGUGAACCAUCUUACAACACAUUGGGCAAAAACCUGAGCGAGAGGCGGACAAACAAGUCGGACAUGUCUCCGGUGUCCCUCAGGGCGACGUUACCUUCAGGGAAAACUCAGAACAGGGUGUCACAAGUCCUGCAGGUCCAGGUGCCUCUGAACCCUCUGAGGAAGAAGAGCAGCGCCAAGGACACCGGCACCCCCAACUCAAAUUCUCCGCAGGUGGUGAAGAAACCUUCGGCGAACUCGUCAGAUGAGUGGAGCGCCAAGAGGCCGUCUGAUGACACCGUUUCCAUGGUGUCAUCGCUCCACUCCAGCCCCACCGUGUCGCCUCAGGGUUCGCCACGCAAAGUUGGUGGCGCCGCAAAAUCGCAGAACUCCAGCCAGAUGAACUUAUCGGGAUCCUCGUCGUCGCUGACCAGCGACGCCAGCACAAAGACGGGCACCAUCAGUCUGCGCAGCUACGGCAUAGGUUGUCCCCUCCUCCCCUCUGCCAAAUCGGACAACCUGUCGGACUCCAGUCACAGCGAGAUCUCGUCCCGCUCCAGUAUCUGCUCUGUGGACUCGGCGCAGGCCUCCGGACCGGACGACCGCUGCAACCGGGCCGGCUCCGGUACCGCUGCCGCCGUCGCUGCUAAUGCUACGGCCGCGACGGCUGCUGUGGUCGCUGAGGGCACAGCGGCAUUAAAUGCACACCUAACUGCUGAUUACAGCCAGCCCAGCACCAGCUCUUCAGUCGUGGCUCGAGGAGGGCAUGCAGCGCGACCUUUCACCUCCUCCGUCUCCACGGAGGAGCUGAUCCCGAACCACGCCUCCCUGUCCCUGGACUCGGUGGUGGACAGCGGCCGCGGCAGCUGGACUUCCUGUUCCUCCAACUCUCACGAAUCCUUCCAAAUCCUCCCCGCCUCAUCCUGCCGGCCCUGGGACCACGGGAUCCACGGCCACCCGCUCUCCCUCCCCCACACGCACCUGAGCGGCUUCAAACACCCGGCGCCGGGCCGGACGACGGCCGAGGCGGACUCCGCCGGGCCCUCGUGGGCCGGCGACGCCGCCGCCGGCCGCCACACCAGAGACUCCAGCUCAGAUCUGAGCGUGGCGGCGCGGGAGAGCCGCACGUCGUCGGGCUCCCUGUCGGACAACUACGAGGGGAAUUACGGAACGAUAAAGCGGCGAAACGCCUCGGAGCUUCCUUCCUCGCCGGCCAACGAGGAAGGAGGGCAAAGCGCAGACGCCUCGUACAAAACGGUGACGUCGAGCACAGAGAAGGGCCUGAUAGUGUACUGUGUCACGUCCCCCACUAAGGACGAGCGUUACCGAGCUCCCCCUCCCACCCCUCCAGGCUACCAGGGUCUGGCUCUGGGCGACCUCGGGGUCGCAGACGGAGUAGGCGGCGGGCCGGGGUCUCCCGCCCCCCGACCUCCUCACCUCAGACCUCCAGACUACAGCGUGGCCCUGCAGAGGAGCAAACUCCUGCAGAGCCCCAGAGCGGCCAGCGGGCUGGCCGAGGCGCGGAGGCUUCACCUCCGAACGGCCAGCCCCGUUCAGGGCCGGUCCAGACCGCCCAGCGCCGUCCCCCCAGCGCAGGACCUGGCUGACAGCGAGGACGAUGAACAGGUGUCGGCGGUGUGAACUCAUCAGCCUGGGGUCAUCAUGUGACCUCUCCACCUCUGGCCUUUUAUGGACCCGUUUCACAAAUCAGACAUUUUACAGACUUUUUUAAAUGAGAACUUCUGAACAAAGCUGGAAGAGGCGAUGGCAUCGCAGGAGACAGACUUUCAGCAGCAGGACGGAGAGACGACGUUUAUGCCUCGCUGGGAAACCGGAGCGCCGUACCUCCGUUCGCUCUCCAGGCUCACUGCUCUGCACGUUUUGCUGUCUUUGCUUUAACUCCACGUUUUGUUUCAUCGGCUGGAUUUCUGAACUUGCAAAUGUGAACGCCUUGGUUUCAGUCUUUUUAACUGGAAUGUAAAUUAUGAAGAUCUACGGCUCUCAAAACAAAUGAUUAAGAGAGUUUUAAGUGUUUUAAGAAUUUGUUUUGCGUUCCCUCACAAUAAAUGAGCAAAAACAAUGCUCUGUUUUACAAACAGCCCCAAAUGCCACAUUUAAAGAAAACAUGUUUAUACAUUCGUAACUUUCUGGUGCAUAAAUCUGAUUGAAAAUCGAUUUAUUAACUGCAUGUUUACAUGUAUCUGAGCUGUGGCUGCAUAUAGAAACAAUCUUUUUUAACAUUUCGGCUACAAGCACAAAAACCAAUCAAAACUAUCAGGUGUCUUUAAAAUAGCGCAAUAGUUUCUGUCUUCAUGUUAGAAGAGAUGGAAAGAGAGCUUUUGUAUUUUACUCGUAAGUUGGUGAAUUUUUAUCCUAAAUAAAAAGAGAUAGAACUUCAGAUUUCUCAAAAACGAGACAUUAAUGGACAGAAACCUUUUAAUAGCAGAAAGACUUUCAGUAUUCAGUUAUGCUGACGUGUAAAUUAUUGUGAUUGAACGCAAAAGAAAAAAAAAAUCCAUAGUUUUCUAAUUGUUAAAACCUAAAAUGCAUUGAUGAAUAUUUUUCAAAAGAUGGAAAAAGAGAAAAUCUUCAGAAAUCCCUCAUGUCUGCGUCGCACUUACCGUCCCGUCCUGAAACUUUGCGUCGCUUCCUCCUCCUCGCUGAGCGUCGCUGCUUCCUGCUGGUUCUAUAAAACCUGGAUUCUAAUGAGCUGAAGAACAAACGCCUCGCUGCCUCCUGCAGCGUGAAAAACCCAAUUUACCACAGCCGCAGUAAUAAAACAAUAAAUUAACACACACACACACCCAAAGGACAGUGUUUACGUGGAGGCGUCUGUGUUUUGUUUGCAGUGUUUACUGGUUAUCUGUGGAGUUACGAGUCUUUGUCUUCGCUGCGCCUCGUCUGGGUGAGAGGAGCUACAAAAUAAUGCUGCGUCAGCAAAAAAUAAUGCUGCAUAAGAACAAAUUUACAUCUGAACCCUCUGCAGUCUGCCUGGCUUACAUCUCCCAAAAUACGUGUAUUUAGUAAAAUAUUUAAAGAAAACGCUCAAAGAUUUGUUUUGAAAGCAGGAGCAGAUUUGUACAGAAAUGAUUUUUUUUAGUUUUUAACUGGAAUCGUUUUCUCUGCUUCCCUCCGUCUCUGUUCUGUUUGCUUCCUGUAAUUUGCUUUUGCCACACAAACACUUGAAAUGAUCACUGCUAAUAUAUAGAAGUAUAUAUGGAUACUCACAGCAGAUAUAUAAAUUUGUACAUAUAUAUUUUUGCUGUUCCUUUGCCAUAAUUUAAUGUAAACUGAGUCUGUAUAAAUGUGCAGAGAGGAUAUUUUUGAAUACUUUUGUUUAAAGUUUUGGCGUUUAAAGGAAUUUGUUUUGGUUCUUGUCAUUUUUUUUUUGACGCGUUUUCCCCGUUUUGACGCUUUGGAUCUUUGAGUGUAAAUGCUGCUGAGUUUUGGGAGGAUGUAGCAGUGUGUGUGUGUGUGUGUGUGUGUGUGUGUGUGUGUGUGUGUGUGUGUGUGUGUGUGUGUGUGUGUGUGUGUGUGUGUGUGUGUGUGUGUGUGUGUGUGUGUGUGUGUGUGUGUGUGUGUGUUUGGGAUCAGAACAAGUCUUUUUUUUUUGCGCUGCUCUCACAUUAUUUCCAACACAGAACUUCUGUAGUUGCAGUUCUGCUUUGAAGGCUCGUGCCUUUGUGACACGAGGCGAGUUCAUCCAAACUCCUCGCCUGAAAGGAGCUUUUUGUUGCCAAUAUGUCUGAACUCAAGAGAAAAAUCCUCCCUCUAAUUCCACAUUCAGCUCAACAUCAAACUUUCUACCUGCCUGCUCCCUCUCUGCUCAGCUGAAGGCUUUUAUUUUGGCCCUCAGCUCUUGAUAUUCUGUCUUUUAUGUCACUUUAACGUUUUGCACAAUUUCUUUACUUGUGUUCUUCUACUAAAAUCAGUGUUAAAGAAAUUACAGAAUCUUGUGCAAAGUUUUUCAGAUUUUUUUUGAAAGAGAAAUAAUGAAAAAAUUCUGUUAAAGUAUAGAUAAUAUUCUAAAAUAAAACGCUAAAUAAGUGAACUAGCUUUGCAAAAACGUGAAUCUUUACGUCUUGAUUUCCAAAGAGGCGCCAAAUUUUCCAAAUCCAGCUUGUUUCAUUACAGGUUGGAUUAAAGUUCAAACCAAUAAAGAAAUCAAUUGAUCUUGUUCCUGCACUGCAAAAACACAAAUAUCGCAAAGAACUUGAAAUAAGAUUAAACUAACUUACAAGUAAAUGUUCAGCAAAAUAGAAGAGCUUGUUUUAAGUCAAAAAAUACUUAAUAUUGAUGAAAAUCUUCUACUCUAUUCACUGAUAACAGAUAUUUUUCCUAUAUCAUCAGUGAAAUAAUAUGGAGGAAUUAUUGAUUUUUAAGAAUAGUAAAUCUUGCUGAAAGGUUACUUAAAAGCCCCAGCUUUAUUAGUUAGUUUUUUCUUAAGAUAUUUGCACUAAAAAAAGUUUAAAAUCGAUCAAACAAACGUUUUGUCUUUGUGUGUCUAGAAUAUUAUUCAAUCUUUGAGCUGAAAACUUAAUUUCUUGAUUUUUACUUCAGUAAAAAUUGCAAAAAAGUUUUAUUUUUUCCCCUCUUUUUUUAAUUUAAUUCAAGCAUUCUUAGAACUCAAAAUGCUAAUUAGUGUUUUUGUGAUUAAAAAGCCCCAGCUUUAUUGUUUCCUCUCUAAAAAAACAAUCUGAACUCAUGAUUGUGUUUCUUUGAAAAUAGAAGGAGCAAAACAACAAUUCCCUCACCUCAGAAUAUAAUUUAGCCCUUUGUCUGUUUCUUUGUUUCCUGGAACGCAAUAAGAGAGAUGUGUGUGUGUGUGUGUGUGUGUGUGUGUGUGCGCGUAUGUGUGUGUGUGCGUGUGUGUGUGGGGGUGUGUGUGUGUGUGUUUGGGUGUGUGUUUGUGUGUGUAAACGUCUUCUGGCAUUACAGCAGAAAUGCACAAUAAGCUUAAAUGUGGAGAGUGAGCUGCACAAUCCUGUACAGAUUAUAAACUCGGUCUGUAGCUAAACGUUGGCUUUUCGUCUCACCUAUAGAUGUUGUAAUUUAUGUCUUUUAGAAAGACAAACAUGAAUUUAGCUUGUAUGCUUUUUAUGUAUUUUUUACAAGUGAUUGUAAAUAGUUGUUAUAUUUUUGUUUAAAAGAAUGUUUAAAAAAGGAACAAUUAACUUUUAUUUCUUGGAGUCUACUGAUAUUAAUUUGGACUAUAAAUAAAAUGUUAAACUGA
Molecule: messenger RNA, 9374 nt
Organism: Poeciliopsis prolifica (blackstripe livebearer)
Lineage: Eukaryota; Metazoa; Chordata; Actinopteri; Cyprinodontiformes; Poeciliidae
Gene: rapgef6
Product: Rap guanine nucleotide exchange factor (GEF) 6
Exons: 28
Coding region: 1148-5782 (1544 amino acids)
Biological process (GO): positive regulation of ERK1 and ERK2 cascade; Ras protein signal transduction; positive regulation of GTPase activity
Cellular component (GO): apical plasma membrane; endocytic vesicle; plasma membrane
Molecular function (GO): guanyl-nucleotide exchange factor activity; protein binding
Source: RefSeq, a predicted model, not a curated record